Messenger RNA from Saccharomyces kudriavzevii IFO 1802, 243 nucleotides. RefSeq names its product Ncw1p (gene NCW1). Lineage: Eukaryota; Fungi; Ascomycota; Saccharomycetes; Saccharomycetales; Saccharomycetaceae. Bases 1 to 243 code for a protein of 80 amino acids. The record is from RefSeq and is a predicted model, not a curated record. The transcript has a single exon.
AUGGCCAGUAGUACUACAACCUCCUCCUCUGUUCAAACCAACAGUGCCUUAGUCUCCAACAACGUCGUUGCAGCUUCUACUGUCUCUGUUUCCGCCAGCGCCAGCGCCAGUGCCAAUGGCUCCAAAAACUCCACUUCCAAAAACGCCGCCCCCGGUAUGGUUGUUAACCCUGUCUCCUGGAAGUACGGUUUCGUAAUGGCCGCCUUCGCUGCUGGUUCCUUCGUUCUAGGUGCCGGUAUCUAA